CCUUUAUUUUGAAAUUCGAUGAGCAACCGGAACUCUCGAGUAUCCGGAUAUUGGCGGUGUUGUGUUGGCGUCCCACGUCGAGGUUUAUAUCACCGUCUGAAGUUGGAUGGUUCUCAAUGGACAACUUUUAUAUUAAACCAGGAAAUCAGGAGCGGGGAUGGAACGACCCUCCACAAUUUUCUUAUGGUCUGCAGACAAAUCCUGGAGGGACGAAAAGAAAUAUUCUUAACAAGCGGGUGCCCCCACCUCAGCUCACAGGCCAAAGUCCUGGACCAGGAUUGCCUCCUUCUUCAGCCGCUAGUUCGGUCCCUCCAAGUAACCCAGGACCUCCUCCUGUGGGUGGACUGACCCCGCCUCCUCCUAAGAGUAGAAUCUCUUCAGGUGGACUCUCAACAGGCUCACCCUUGAGUACCUCGAAGACUCAGACUAAUUCAUCAGUGCCAGCAGAGAAUGAACCGGAACUCGAUGAAGUUCAAGCACUUCUUCUCUGGUCACUGGCUGCAUGUAGGCAAUCUGUGAAGAAACAGGUUUGUGAUGAUGUUGAAAGGCGACUGAAGCUUUUUGAAGAGAUGUGGAAGAGUGGGAAACUUUCUCUCCCAGUUAAAUGUAGGAUGAAAGGACUUUCCCAGGAGCUGAAGAACAAGAAGUGGGAUGCAGCCGAUGAGAUCCAUAGAGCCCUGAUGGUGGAUUAUGUAAAUGAAGUUAGUCAGUGGAUGGUGGGGGUUAAGCGACUCAUCGCAGAAACCCGAAACCUGAGCCCAGAGCUUUUCCAGACAGAAGACACCAUACUGAUGCAGGUGGAAAAGGACUUGCCCCAGACGGAAGACGUCCAGCCCCAGACGGAAGACGUCCAGCCCCAGACGGAAGACGUCCAGCCCCAGACGGAAGACGUCCAGCCCCAGACGGAAGACGUCCAGCCCCAGACGGAAGAAACCGCUCAAAGCGACAUCUCUACUGACCCAGUGCAAUGAGAAUGAGUUUUAGACUUUUCAAUCUAAGCCUUACUCAAUAAUGGACAUUACUUUAUCAAACCUUUUUUCAAAGCUGCUGUGGGACCGAUCGCAUCAGAAAUUCUGUGAUCCACAUGAGGGAGAUUUAGUGUUAAUACUGCAAUACUUCAGUACUCUUAAUACUAAGAAUACUGUAUAAUACUGUAACUGGUUAAUUUUGCUCCUUUACUUUACUCAUUCAUCUUCUAUCACUGAUUAUGUGGACACCAUUAAGUGCAUGUACCAUGGAUUUAUGUCAGUUGGGUGGGUUUAAAGGCAUACUCUAUCGCUUUUUUAACUUGGCUGUGCGCUGCAUUUGUUGUAUACAGUCAGUUACCAAAGAAAAUAAUUUCCCUGCACUUUGAAAAUGAAUAGAAAGCCUGUUGACUUCAAGGGAAAUUCCACAGAUUUUUCAAAACCUCUGCAUAAUUAACUCUUUAAGAAUUUAACAUAGUGGUUUGAUGUGGAAUGCAUUGUUUUAGAGAAACUUGGAGAAAGAGUUGUUCAUAGUGGUGCUGAUUAGAGUAAUGUCUCUAAGGUGCCUCACAGUGGGUUAUUACAUGAAAUGGUUGUGAAUAUGCUGUAUGAUAUCAGAUGUCAUUUUACUAUAUAUUUUUUUCAUAAGAUUUUGUCCUAAAAUGUGUUUUUAUAAAUCUUUUAAUGGUGGAGAGGUACGUGCAGGGUGUUGAAUGGCAAAAUAGUUCCCAAAGUAAACUUCAGAUUUACCAUCGUCAGCAUUACAUAUACAAACUCAUACAAGCUGCGUAGAUUCACAGUUUAUUUUGGAUACUAAAUGAAAUGACUAUCUACAUUGUAGAGAUUGUGACCCCUGGUUACUAUAAUCAUCACCACAGUAAAGAAGUAAGGGGUGAAUGUGGCAUUUCACAUCAAACAUUCCAAAUGACAUUGUUUACAUUUUAACAACUGAAAUAUGCACAUUUUCUAAAAAUCUGUGAAAUUCCCAUCAAAGUAUUCUUAUCAAUCGGUUGAUGGGCUGCUGCCACUUGCUCUGUAUUACAAGAUUCAACAGUUUUUCUGUUCUUUUACUAAAUACAUAAAAAUAUUGUUUGUGGUAGCUGAUCUUAUGCUACCGUUGCAACCCACAGAGAUUAGACUGAAAAUGCUGGCAUCUUGCUUUACUUAUUAAAAGAUUUUAUUUUCCACCAAUGAAAUCGCUCUAAGCUAUAAACAGUACCCAGUAUGAGACAAAACAGUUUAGUUCAGGUUUUUUCUAUGCAAUCAUGUACUUUUUCAUAUAAUUCUGUUUGCAUGGAGUAUUCCUUGGCAUGAUUUUUAAUGCCAUUUUAUUAAGCAGUAAUAAACACUCAUAGCAACUGUACCAACCUGUGUAAUGGGAUUGCAAUGGUUAUUGUAACUGCAUGUUUAUAGACUGAUUUCCAGUUUACAUAAACAUGAUUAAACAUCUGGGUAUAUGGCUAGGAUUCCUAUUCCAAGUAAGAUCCUAAAUAUGUGUAAGUAUCAGAGAGAAAAGGGAUGCAUACAGCAUGUGCUUGAGUAUAUCCUUGACUACGCUGCUACCGAACUACAUAUGUGUGCUUUGUUAAUAAUUGUAGAUGCCCCAUUGCAACACAUUCUUAUCAUGUAAAUAAAUUGAUUUCAAUAGA
Pygocentrus nattereri (red-bellied piranha) is the source of this 2614-nucleotide messenger RNA. It is a transcript of the gene sra1, whose product is annotated as steroid receptor RNA activator 1. Gene Ontology annotation, cellular component: nucleus. The transcript is spliced from 5 exons. Lineage: Eukaryota; Metazoa; Chordata; Actinopteri; Characiformes; Serrasalmidae. The record is from RefSeq and is a predicted model, not a curated record. The coding region runs from base 117 to 971 and encodes 284 amino acids. Gene Ontology annotation, biological process: regulation of transcription by RNA polymerase II.